AUGUCAUCACAACAGCACACAGGACAAAUUUACACCAUUUGCCAAUCAAGAUCCAUUUCUCGCAACAAGAAGAAGGCACUCAUUAUACACGGUGCUGAACCCGAUCAUUUCUUUCAAUGUGCUUGCGAGAAAUUUGCUGGAUUUGUUCGAGAUCCACAAGUAUUCGUGUGGCCUCCAAAGAAUUUAACGUUUCAGCCACACCGACCCGAUGAUGAUUUUGCUUUUUUGAGUGGUGUCGAUUUGGUGUAUCAUUUGGAUCUCCAUCCGCAAGUGCAUGCCGAAUGUUUGAGGACACAAUAUUCAUUGAUUGUUUUCCCACUCUAUGCUGGCUGUUCCAUUCCAUUGACUCAACAGCAAACUUUUUCAAAAGUAAUGGAUCUGAUCCGAGAUUUGAUUGUGCAAAAACAUGUUGCAGUAUUGUUUUUGAGAGGAAGUGCAAAUAGUGUACCGCAUCGUCUUGGUUACAUUUGUAAUGGAGGAGAAGAUGGCUUUGUUGGAUACACCACACAAAAAGAACUUGAAUUGGAUAUGAAUGAAUUGAGUGAGUUGGCAAUGAGGAGUCGAGUAUUGAGCGAGUUUCAAAAUUCAAAAUUGUUUUUGGAUAGUAUUAAGCAAAUGCAUCAAAUUAACAACAUUGGUACAAUUCCAAACACAUCGUUCAUUUGUGGAAUACCGAGGGCGCAUUUGAAGAAUAGCUCGGAAUGGCAUUUGGUUAUUGGUACAGCUCUAAUGCAUCCAAAUGAGGCGAGAGAGUGUCUACUCAUUCACAGGGAGUAUCGAUGCUUUUUCACUCCAUGGUAUGGUAUGCCAACGCCUGACGAGCUAUCUCACCACAUUGUUAAAUAUUUUUGUAAGUUCAUGGUCGAGGAAUAUUUUGUGAAAACUGGUGACGGUUUUCAAGCCAAGCUUAAAAGCACAUAUCAAAAUCAGCAAGUAACAGACUUGAUCAUUAUUUGUUAG
Molecule: messenger RNA, 960 nt
Organism: Naegleria lovaniensis
Lineage: Eukaryota; Heterolobosea; Eutetramitea; Acrasida; Naegleriidae
Exons: 1
Coding region: 1-960 (319 amino acids)
Source: RefSeq, a predicted model, not a curated record